AAUUCAGAAGAGUCGGAGGAGUCGUCCGAGUCUGACUCAGGGACGCCGUCCACGUUCAAGUGUUUGGACUGUCUGAGAUACCUGUGCGACGACUGUGCCGAGCUUCAUUCUCAGAACGAGAUUAGAGCAUCUGGAGAUCCACAUCGAGUGGCUCCUUUGUCGGAAGUGCACGCGUGCGAAGAUUCUACCGAGCCGUACUUGUACUGCCCCAGUCAUGCCGGUCAGCGCUUGAGAUUUUACUGUCGCGACUGCGAGUCUGCGAUAUGUAUCAGUUGCACUGACAUCGAACACCGUCACCACAACACGGCCAGGUUGCAUCACGCUGUGAUGGAGCAUCGGGUUGCUCUGCGACAGCUGCUAGACCGAGUACUUUGCAAGGUGCCAUUGUUGGAGUCGGCUUUUGAAGGUGUUUCUGAAACCUUGUCGCAGCUUCACCUUUCACGAGAUGAAGCAGAGCAUAGUAUCACGAUGUCUUUCGCAGGCUUGCAAGCAGCCCUUGAAACGAGGCAGAACCAGUUGCUUGAUGCCCUGGAUUCUGCGUGCAAAACAAAAUCCGAGAGUCUCCGGGACCAAUCCGAGGAACUUUCCGAGUAUCUUUCCGAGAUCCGGUCGAGCUGCGAGUUCGUCAGUCGAGCUUUGAGUGUGGGCUCGGACACGGAAGUGCUGAUGGUGCGGAAGCAGCUCGGGGACCGACUAGAGGCACUUUCCACGUCCGCCAUGACAAACAGCGCCGCCACUUCGUCAGUGUCCUUGCCGGCGUCUGUGGGGUUAUCGCUGUCGGUGUCGCCGUCUCCGUCGCCGUCGCCAUCUCCAGCUGGCAGUCUAGACGUCAAGGGGCGUCCGGCGUCCGUCGUCGACUUGUUCCCGCGCGGCAACUCGCACAUUGCGUUCCAUCCGUCAGAAGUGGAGUCAGUCAGAACGAGGAUACUGAAUAUUGGAGCCAUUUCCGAAUGCAGCGCAGUUCCUUGGAGAUCGUCGUGUCACCCGUACGGAAAGAAUCGUCGCAGCGACCCGGAAUGGCGAUGCCUCGCUGGCAGGCCGUGUAGGGUUCUGGUGAAGCUGAGCGACUUCAGGGGAGAACCCGCGACGUCGGGUGGCGCCUUAGACGUGCUGAAAGCGGAUUUGCAGCCAGCUCAUCCCAUGGUGGGUCGCCCUCCCACGCAGAUUGACCCCGUGCGACCCGGUGAACUGGAAGUCAGCUUUUCUUUGCCGACCGAAGGCGACUACUUCCUCGGGCUGACCUUGUUUGAUCAUCACAUCAACGGAAGUCCAAUCAAG
Molecule: messenger RNA, 1278 nt
Organism: Notodromas monacha
Lineage: Eukaryota; Metazoa; Arthropoda; Ostracoda; Podocopida; Cyprididae
Source: the annotation of a GenBank genome assembly